GCGAGGCUGCAUGUGGUGCCGUCAGUGAACGUUAAAUUCCUUGGCAAAUAUCGAAUUCGGGUUUCAUUGGCUGAAGACGCGUUUGUUCGCGUGGCAGUUCUCAUUAUUCUGCACUCUUUCGAGUACGUCGAGAGGGUGUAUUGUUCUUGUGCGGCGGCGAGUGGCGCAUUGCGGGUUGCGGGGCCAGAGCUUGGAGACUGCUGGCUGGAGGCCAGAUCUGUGCAUCAACCAACCCCUGAGAUAGGAGGCAAAAAACCACUCUCCGCACCUGUGGCGCCGCCGGAAUCAUGUCUCGAGACAGUCCAGUCGCGUUCAGCCCGACUUUCGACCUCAAGCGGGUGCUAGGCGAGGGUGCAGACCAAAUUUCGCGCUCGCAGGACCUGCCCAACGAGCUAUCCGCUCCGUAUGAGGUGCCCCAGUUCCCCAUCGAGCAGCUGGAAAAGAAGCUGCUCAUCCAGCGACAGCUCUCAGUCAGAGUCGCCCGCGACUUGGAGGAGCGACGUAGUCAGUAUGAACCUUCGGUGGGCGCAGUACCUGACGAGGGCGAGCACGCUUUCAAGCUGGACGAACACGACUUUGUGCCCCACUUCCAGCGCGUAUCCAUCAGCGGCGAAGACACGAGUGGCGUGCCCUUGGAGGAUCUACACCACGCGUCGGAGCUGCUGGUGCGAGCACUGCGUAUUCGCGAGCGCUACAUGGCCACUUCAAACCAAAGUUUCCCGACCAUUGCGUCACGCUUCCUGCGUUCAAUGGACGGCAGCACCACCAACCCCCCAACCCAUUAUGACUUCAGUCUUGAUGUCAUCGAGCAUGAAGACAGAAAGACCAUUGCUGAACAACCGGUUCACGCGCCUUCAAAAAUCGAUCCAUGGAAAACAGAGAUGCCGGAAGACAAAAAUUGGGUGGUCAAAUCUGUCAAUGGGGUAUUCCAGGUGUAUGAGAGUGAAGAAAAGGUUGCAACGGGUGAAGCCCGUAACUACCCGUAUUAUGACCUCGCAAACUUUGUCAGUGACAUGAACAUAUUGUGCUCCAUGAUUGCAGAUGGACCACUAAAAUCGUUUUGCUACCGACGACUGACCUAUCUAUCUUCCAAGUAUCAGCUGCACGUUCUGCUGAACGAGUUGCGUGAACUAGCAGCACAAAAAGCAGUUCCCCACAGGGACUUUUACAACAUACGAAAGGUGGACACGCACAUCCACGCAGCCUCGUGCAUGAAUCAAAAGCACCUGUUGCGCUUCAUCAAGAAAACGCUAAAAAACAACGCAGACGAGGUGGUGACAAAGACGCGCGUCGGUGACGAGAUGACGCUGGAGCAGGUCUUCCAGUCGAUGAACCUGACACCGUUCGACCUGACCGUCGACAUGCUGGACGUUCACGCCGACCGCAACACGUUCCACCGCUUCGACAAAUUCAACGCCAAGUACAAUCCAAUCGGCGAAAGCAGGCUUCGAGAAGUGUUCCUCAAGACGGACAAUUACCUCAAUGGAACCUACUUUGCCAGGAUCAUCAAGGAAGUGAUGGCUGAUCUAGAAGAGAGCAAGUACCAGAACGCAGAACUGCGUCUCUCGAUCUACGGCAAAAGCACUGACGAGUGGGAUAAACUUGCCAAGUGGGCCGUUGAAAAUGAUGUUUACUCAGACAAUGUGCGCUGGUUGAUUCAAAUUCCUCGCCUAUUCGAUAUCUUCAAGUCGAACAAGAUCAUCUGCAACUUCCAGCAGGUGCUGAGCAACAUUUUCCUACCUCUGUUUGAGGCGACCAACAACCCGUCCAAGCAUCCUGAGCUCGCGAAAUUCCUUCAGUAUGUCAUUGGUCUGGACUCAGUGGACGACGAGAGCAAGCCCGAGAAUCCUUUGUUCGACAAAGAAGUGACUUUACCUGAGGACUGGACAGACUACGAAAACCCACCUUACGCCUACUACCAGUACUACAUGUGGGCCAACCUGUCUGUGCUGAACAACUUUAGAAGGGAAAGAGGGUUGAACACUAUUGUGCUAAGACCUCACUGCGGUGAGGCAGGACCAAUCCAGCAUUUGGUCUGCGGCUUCAUGAUGGCUGAAAAUAUUUCCCAUGGACUCCUACUCAGGAAGGUUCCAGUUCUGCAAUAUUUGUACUACUUAGCGCAGAUCGGCAUCGCCAUGUCUCCUCUGAGCAACAAUUCUCUUUUCCUCAAUUACCAUAGAAACCCCCUUCCUGAAUAUUUGGCUCGGGGCCUCUGUGUUAGUCUCUCUACAGAUGACCCUCUGCAAUUUCACUUCACCAAGGAACCGCUGAUGGAGGAGUACAGCAUCGCGGCUCAGGUGUGGAAGCUGAGUAGCUGCGACAUGUGCGAGCUGGCUCGGAACAGCGUGCUCAUGAGUGGCUUUCCCCACAAGAUGAAGCAGUAUUGGCUGGGCCCGAACUAUACCAAGGACGGCGUGGCUGGCAACGACAUCACGCGCACCAACGUGCCUGACAUCAGGGUCGCCUACCGCAACGAGACGCUCAUCGAUGAGCUGUCCAACAUUUUCAAGGUGCAAGAGAUCUGAAAGUGCGGAGCCUCGGCCCCUCCUGCGCCGCUCUACAACAUCAGCAACUGCAGGAUCUAGACGCGACUAAAAGCAAUACGCGUCGGCCCUUGAGCUUUUUCUCAUUUGUUUCUUUUUCUACCCCAAAAGUGUUUGCUGUAGUUUCUCCCCUGGUAGUUGAUGUAGGCUUUGUUUAGGAACAGGCACUACAGAAAACUAAACACAUGUGGAUUAAUGUAAACGAAAAGUGAAAGGUAUUUUGUGAUA
Molecule: messenger RNA, 2771 nt
Organism: Cloeon dipterum
Lineage: Eukaryota; Metazoa; Arthropoda; Insecta; Ephemeroptera; Baetidae
Gene: AMPdeam
Product: AMP deaminase
Exons: 13
Coding region: 288-2525 (745 amino acids)
Biological process (GO): AMP metabolic process; IMP salvage
Cellular component (GO): cytosol
Molecular function (GO): AMP deaminase activity
Source: RefSeq, a predicted model, not a curated record